Anneissia japonica is the source of this 696-nucleotide messenger RNA. RefSeq lists its product as uncharacterized. Bases 268 to 696 code for a protein of 142 amino acids. The record is from RefSeq and is a predicted model, not a curated record. The transcript is spliced from 3 exons. Lineage: Eukaryota; Metazoa; Echinodermata; Crinoidea; Comatulida; Comatulidae.
CAUGGUUGAUUGGGUGGGAUAUACGGUCAAUGAGGUCUUAGUGUAUUAACGUCCCUACCCACAAUGCAUAAUUCGGUUCGGGUGGGGAUUAAUAGUCAAUGGGCGUGGCGUAUUAGAUUAUCAAUCAAGCACAUUCAGCACGACUGAGCAUGCGUAUGAUUUUUUUGCGCACCUGGAAAUUUCCGACACUCCCAUUUAUAUCCUAUAAUAAAAUCAUCCUAUAAUAAAAUCAAACUUCAUUUUAGAACUAGUUUCGGUCGUGUUUGCAUGAUGUUUAAAGUCGGAAGUAGUAUACAAGGUGUUGAUAGUACUUGUGGUGUGUGGUUAAGGGGAAGAGUUAAGAAGACCAGGGAAGGGGAAGCACUUAUCCAAUGGGUAGGGUACCCUUCAACGGAGUGGGUGACAGCCGAUAAUUUGAGAGCCCCACAACUGCGUCGAUUGACGAAAGUAAAUGAAACAGUGCGCCGAUUGCAAAAAGGAGACUCCUUCAGGAAGUCAUUUCCUGAUGGAGGGAUUUCCCCUUUGCUGACAGUUCAAACCAACGACCCUUUCUUAUGUCAGAUAACUUCAAGCAUUGGGUUGACGGUGAGGCUGCACAUUUACAGCAAGCUGCAGAGGUUGAAACUAAUGUGGGUGUUCCUACCACCACCGCUUCAACCACCAAUCAAAGAAAGAAGAAAAAAACUGUUUCUGUGA